CGCUCGGUGCAUUGUACUGGGGUUUAUACCGGUUGCAACGGUAUCACCGCUCCACAGUCCUCCAAGGAAGCACAGAAGAAAACGUUACUAGUUAUCCUCUCACUUCAUACCUAACCAAGAAACAUGUGUGACGACGAAGUAGCAGCUUUGGUAGUCGACAAUGGCUCGGGAAUGUGCAAGGCCGGAUUCGCCGGUGACGAUGCACCUCGUGCCGUCUUCCCUUCAAUUGUCGGCAGACCACGUCACCAGAUUGUCAUGGUUGGUAUGGGUCAGAAGGACAGCUAUGUAGGAGAUGAGGCCCAAAGCAAGAGAGGUAUUCUCACCCUGAAGUACCCCAUCGAGCACGGAAUCGUCACCAACUGGGAUGAUAUGGAGAAGAUCUGGCACCACACUUUCUACAACGAACUGCGUGUUGCCCCAGAGGAGCACCCAGUCCUGCUGACUGAGGCCCCAUUGAACCCCAAGGCUAACCGUGAAAAGAUGACACAGAUCAUGUUCCAGACAUUCAACACCCCAGCCAUGUACGUCGCCAUCCAGGCUAACCUGUCCCUGUACGCUUCCGGUCGUACCACCGGUAUCGUGCUGGACUCUGGAGAUGGUGUCAGCCACACCGUCCCCAUCUACGAGGGUUACGCGCUGCCCCACGCCAUCCUCCGUCUGGACUUGGCUGGCCGAGAUCUGACCGACUACCUAAUGAAGAUCCUCACAGAGCGCGGUUACAGCUUCACCACCACGGCCGAGAGAGAAAUCGUGUGUGACAUCAAGGAGAAGCUGUGCUACGUCGCCCUGGACUUCGAGCAGGAGAUGGCCACGGCUGCUGCCUCCUCCUCCCUGGAGAAGAGCUACGAGCUUCCCGAUGGACAGGUCAUCACCAUCGGCAACGAGAGGUUCCGUUGCCCAGAGGCCAUGUUCCAGCCAUCUUUCCUCGGCAUGGAGUCCACUGGUAUCCACGAAGCCACCUACAACUCCAUCAUGAAGUGCGACAUUGAUAUCCGUAAAGAUCUGUACGCCAACACCGUCCUGUCCGGUGGCACCACCGUGUACCCAGGUAUUGCCAACAGAAUGCAUAAGGAGAUCACUGCCCUUGCGCCGAGCACCAUGGAGAUAAAGAUCAUUGUUCUACCAGAGAGGAAGUACUCUGCAUGGAUCGGUGGCUCCAUCCUGGCUUCCCUGUCCACCUUCCAGCAGAUGUGGAUCAGCAAGCAGGAGUACGAUGAGUCCGGCCCAUCCAUUGUGCACCGCAAGUGCUUCUAGGUUAUCUCUCUCUCUCUCUCUCUAUGAUCAAGACGAAGAUA
Priapulus caudatus is the source of this 1295-nucleotide messenger RNA. Its product is annotated as actin-3-like. The record is from RefSeq and is a predicted model, not a curated record. Bases 124 to 1254 code for a protein of 376 amino acids. Lineage: Eukaryota; Metazoa; Priapulida; Priapulimorpha; Priapulimorphida; Priapulidae. The transcript has 6 exons. Gene Ontology annotation, biological process: mitotic cytokinesis.